GAUUUCUUCAUCUGCUAACCUUUUCUUAUUAUUAUUAUGUGGAGUUUGGCUUCUGGGUAGUUUAAGAGUGCAACUUUUGGGGAUCUUUGCGUCUGGGUAUUUUGGGAUUACACUUUUCUUGCACUGUUUUCUUUCCAUUAACAGAUGCUGGAGGCAUCUGUUCCUUAUAAUUAUCACUGUACUUGUUUUCCCUCUAAACUAAACGCGUAGCUAUUCUUCAAGAAAUUUUCUUCCCCUUUUUAUUUUGAUAUUUUCUACUGUUUUAGCAACUGCCAACGAGGGCUGCUUCGUUAUUCUUUUAACGCUACCUUCUGGGAGUCAUGAAGCGUACAAGAUGAUCUACAUAAAAUAUUUUUGCAAGAUGAAUAAAAUACUGUCUAUAAUGAGCAAAAUUACAUGUACAAUGGGUUUUAAAUUGCUGUGGACCUAAUAAAUCCUGCUAAUUCUGUGAUUUUUGCUUGAAAUAUGUCCGUGGCAUUUUUGCUAAAGACUACCGCAUGUGAUGAAUUUUACGCAAUGUCUUAUUUCACAAGAGGUCCAUAUUUUCCCUAUCCUAUAAUACAUGAGGGUGGAUUCUUUACUAAUGUGCUUCAAAGGAAAAUGAUAUAUUGAUCCUUCAUUGCUGAAUUUGGUUUCAUCCACCUGAACAUUUGGCAUUUAAGCUCCAGCUCAGAGUAAACAGCAGGAGUCUGCCCAUUUAGGUUGAAGUUUUUUUAUGAUCAGAUGAUUCUUGAAAGAUGUCUUGGAAGCAUGCUUCUGGUUCUAAUUGGCAUGUUUGCCAAUGUGCUAGGUGCAUUUGUUGGAAUAAACAUAGGUACUGAUGUUUCCAGCAUGCCGUCAGCUUCAGAGGUGGUUGCCGUUGUCAAAGCCCAUCAAAUUACUCACAUACGCCUUUAUGAUGCUGACUCUCACAUGCUGAAAGCCUUUGCAGACAGUGGGAUUGAAGUUACAGUUGGUGUGACAAAUGAGGAAGUCCUAGGAAUUGGAGAAUCUGCAUCAGCAGCAGCAGUCUGGAUCAACAAAAAUGUUGCAUCCUAUGUGCCUUCAACCAACAUUACAGCCAUUGCUGUUGGCAGUGAGGUUCUUACCUCAAUCCCCCAUGCUGCCUCAGUUUUAGUUACUGCUAUGAAUAACCUCCACAAAGCUCUUGUGGCUUCAAAUCUAAAUUUCCAGGUCAAAGUUUCAACCCCCCAAUCCAUGGACAUCAUCCCCAAGCCUUUUCCCCCCUCUACUGCUGCCUUUAAUUCUUCAUGGAACUCUACAAUAUACCAGCUUCUUCAGUUUUUGAAGAACACUAACUCCUAUUACAUGUUAAAUGCCUAUCCUUAUUAUGGUUACACUAAUGGAAAUGGCAUUUUUCCAAUUGAUUAUGCUCUUUUCAAACCUCUUCCCUCUGUCAAACAAAUUGUUGACCCAAACACUCUCUUCCACUACAACAGCAUGUUUGAUGCAAUGGUUGAUGCAACCUAUUAUUCUAUUGAUGCUCUCAAUUUUUCUGGGAUCCCUAUUGUUGUCACAGAAACAGGUUGGCCUUGGCAAGGUGGAUCCAAUGAGCCUGAUGCCACUGUGGAAAAUGCUCAGACCUUCAUUAAUAAUUUGAUCCGGCGAGUUUCCAAUAAUUCAGGUCCACCUAGUCAACCAACUAUUCCCAUCAACACAUACAUUUAUGAAUUAUUUAAUGAAGACAAGAGACCGGGGCCUGCCUCUGAGAAAAACUGGGGGGUGCUUUUUCUGAAUGGCACUGCUGUUUAUCCUCUGAGUUUGAGUGGUUCUAGUCAGAUUACAGGAAAUUCUACUACAGUUUUCUGUGUGGCAAAAGAUGACACUAGUGAAGAUAAGUUGCAAGAUGGGCUUAACUGGGCAUGUGGGCAAGGCCAGGCCAAUUGCAGUGCUAUACAAUCAGGGCAGCCGUGUUAUCUACCAAAUAACAUAAAGAACCAUGCAUCUUAUGCUUACAAUGAUUAUUAUCAAAAAAUGCAUAGUCUUGGUGGGACAUGUGAUUUUGAUGGGACAGCUACAACUACUACUAAUAAUCCGAGUUAUGGGUCUUGUAUAUUUACAGGAAGUUUAAAUUCAACCACAGCUACAGGUGGAGGGAUUUCACCUCCUGAAGCUUUUGGUCCUAUAAGUCCGUUUGGAAAGAGUACAAAGCUUCCUGUUUCCAAGAUUCAGUUUCUAAUCUCAGCAGCUUGUCUUGCUGUAGUCUUGUUAUAACUUGCAAGUUUAUUGCCAGGUUUAAAAGAGUUUUCAAGAUGACAAUGUGAUGAAAUCACAGUACAAUAUGAAGUUGGAUGCAGAAUGUAAUGAAUAUCACAAAAGCUCAAUCUUCAUGGCGCUGUUGGCUUGUUCAUGGUUACCAAUUUUGCUUGUGUUUUUAAGUUGGUCUAUCCUAGUUUAUACUCAUAGGCCACCACUCUCAGUUAUCAGGUGCCUUGUGGGGUUCUUUGCAUUGUAUGAUCUUCAAGUGGUAGCAGUAGCCAUUCUAGCUCUAGCAUUGAUUUUUUUGGGACAUGAGUAAACUUGGAUUUGUUACUUGGACAUUGACAAUGGAAAUGCAAUUCAAUUCUAUUUCUCUUGUU
Molecule: messenger RNA, 2579 nt
Organism: Theobroma cacao (cacao)
Lineage: Eukaryota; Viridiplantae; Streptophyta; Magnoliopsida; Malvales; Malvaceae
Product: O-Glycosyl hydrolases family 17 protein
Biological process (GO): carbohydrate metabolic process
Molecular function (GO): hydrolase activity, hydrolyzing O-glycosyl compounds
Source: RefSeq, a predicted model, not a curated record